This is a messenger RNA of Cervus elaphus (red deer), 7144 nucleotides long. It is a transcript of the gene SORCS1, whose product is annotated as sortilin related VPS10 domain containing receptor 1. The transcript is spliced from 26 exons. Gene Ontology annotation, biological process: post-Golgi vesicle-mediated transport. NCBI's taxonomy places the organism in Eukaryota, Metazoa, Chordata, Mammalia, Artiodactyla, Cervidae. Bases 399 to 3905 code for a protein of 1168 amino acids. Gene Ontology annotation, cellular component: membrane; Golgi apparatus. Gene Ontology annotation, molecular function: protein binding. The record is from RefSeq and is a predicted model, not a curated record.
GGCGGCGCGGGCGAGCCCAAGGGGAGGGUCGGCGGCUCAUCCAGUCCCCGCAGCCACCCGCGCGCAGCGCAGCUCGGGAGCGGGACGCGGCGCUCCGAGCCCCGGCAGCGCCCACCCUUCCUCCCGCGUCGCGCGCCAGCGCCCGCUCCGCCCGCGACUUCAGUUCGGCUCCACCCCCGCGUGGCGGCGGCUCGCUCUGUCCGAACCCGUGCUCGGCACCGACCCAGCCCGAGCAAGCGGCCGCCACCUGCCUCGCGCCGCCACGGCCCGCCCCCACCGCGGCCCAACUUGGAUGGAGUUGGGGUCCUGAGCGCCUGCCCCUCGCAGCCAGCCAGCUGAGAGCCCCGCACCGCCGCCUCUGGUCCGGGACCCCUUCUCCGCUCCUCUCCGCUCCCGCGAUGGGAAAAGUUGGCGCCGGCGGCGGCUCCCCAGCCGGGCUGAGCGCGCUCCUCGCGGGCGCGGGGCUCUUGGUCCUCUGCGCCCCGGGCUCCUGCGGCGGCGGCUCCUGUUGUCCCCCGCGGCAUCCCAGCGCGGCCCCACGCUGGGCUCCGACCCCAGGGGGGCUUCCUCACCAGGGACCGCGAGGCAGAGCUCCUGCUGAGCCCCUGCCUCAACUCGGAAGACCCCUGUUCGCAGUGGCCCCCGGGGACCGAGCGCUGUCCCUGGAGCGGGCCCCGGGCACUGGGGCGCCGGUGGCGGUCGCUCCACGCUCUGGCCGGAAGAGACGGAGUGGAGAGGAUCUAGAGAAGGCUGAGCGAGGAGAGGGGACGAGUAGAAGCCCGCGGGGAGUGCUAAGGGACAGAGGGCAGCAGGAGCCUGGGACUCCGGAGCGGGACCCGGACAAAGCCACUCGCUUCCGGCUGGAGGAGCUGAAACUGACCAGCACCACGUUCGCGCUGACGGGCGACUCAGCACACAACCAAGCCAUGGUCCACUGGUCUGGCCACAACAGCAGCGUGAUUCUCAUUUUGACAAAGCUGUAUGACUAUAACCUGGGGAGCAUCACGGAGAGCUCGCUUUGGAGGUCAACCGAUUAUGGGACAACCUAUGAGAAGCUGAAUGAUAAAGUUGGGUUGAAAACGAUUUUAAGCUAUCUCUACGUGUGUCCUACCAACAAGCGUAAGAUUAUGUUGCUCACAGACCCAGAGAUUGAGAGCAGUUUACUGAUCAGCUCGGACGAAGGGGCAACCUAUCAAAAAUACCGGCUGAACUUUUACAUCCAGAGCUUACUUUUCCACCCCAAACAAGAGGACUGGAUUCUGGCAUACAGCCAAGACCAAAAGUUAUACAGCUCUGCUGAAUUUGGGAGAAGGUGGCAGCUUAUCCAGGAAGCGGUUGUACCAAACAGAUUCUACUGGUCUGUGAUGGGGUCGAACAAGGAACCGGACCUUAUACAUCUAGAAGCCAGAACUGUGGAUGGUCAUUCACAGUACCUAACAUGCCGAAUGCAGAACUGCACAGAGGCCAACAGAAAUAAACCUUUCCCAGGCUACAUCGACCCAGACUCUCUGAUUGUCCAGGAUGAUUACGUGUUUGUUCAGCUGACAUCAGGGGGACGGCCACAUUACUACGUGUCCUACCGAAGGAAUGCGUUUGCCCAGAUGAAGCUCCCCAAGUAUGCUUUGCCCAAGGACAUGCAUGUCAUCAGCACUGAUGAGAACCAGGUGUUCGCAGCGGUCCAGGAGUGGAACCAGAAUGACACGUACAACCUCUACAUCUCAGACACACGUGGAGUCUACUUCACCCUGGCCUUAGAGAAUGUCCAGAGCAGCAGAGGGCCUGAGGGCAACGUCAUGAUCGACCUCUAUGAGGUAGCAGGGAUAAAGGGAAUGUUCUUGGCUAACAAGAAGACUGACAACCAGGUCAAGACUUUCAUCACAUACAACAAAGGCAGAGACUGGCGUUUGCUGCAGGCUCCGGACACAGACCUACGGGGGGACCCUGUGCACUGCUUGCUGCCCUAUUGCUCCCUACACCUUCACCUUAAGGUCUCUGAGAAUCCCUACACGUCAGGGAUCAUCGCCAGCCGAGACACAGCCCCCAGCAUCAUAGUGGCUUCAGGUAAUAUAGGUUCUGAGUUGUCAGACAGUGACAUCAGCAUGUUUGUCUCUUCAGAUGCGGGAAACACUUGGAGGCAGAUAUUUGAAGAAGAGCACAGUGUUUUGUAUCUGGAUCAAGGUGGAGUCCUGGUUGCUAUGAAGCACACAUCUCUCCCAAUUCGACAUCUCUGGUUGAGUUUUGAUGAAGGGAGAUCUUGGAGCAAAUACAGUUUCACAUCUAUUCCCCUUUUUGUGGAUGGGGUUCUGGGUGAACCUGGGGAAGAGACUCUCAUCAUGACAGUGUUUGGACACUUCAGUCACCGCUCCGAAUGGCAGCUGGUCAAAGUGGACUACAAGUCCAUUUUCGAUAGACGCUGUGCCGAGGAGGACUACAGACCCUGGCAGCUACACAGCCAGGGGGAAGCAUGCAUCAUGGGAGCGAAGAGGAUAUAUAAGAAGAGAAAAUCCGAGCGAAAAUGCAUGCAGGGAAAAUAUGCAGGAGCCAUGGAGUCUGAGCCCUGUGUCUGCACAGAGGCUGAUUUUGACUGUGACUAUGGUUAUGAACGACACAGCAAUGGUCAGUGCCUGCCAGCCUUUUGGUUCAAUCCAUCCUCUCUGUCAAAGGACUGCAGCUUGGGGCAGAGUUACCUCAAUAGUACUGGGUAUAGAAAGGUGGUUUCCAAUAACUGCACUGAUGGAGUGAGAGAACAGUACACAGCCAAGCCACAGAAGUGCCCGGGGAAGGCCCCGCGGGGGCUCCGGAUCGUCACGGCUGAUGGAAAGCUGACGGCGGAACAAGGGCACAACGUCACUCUUAUGGUGCAACUGGAAGAGGGUGACGUCCAGAGGACACUCAUCCAGGUGGACUUCGGGGAUGGCAUUGCAGUGUCUUAUGUCAACCUCAGCUCCAUGGAAGAUGGAAUCAAACACGUCUAUCACAAUGUGGGCAUUUUCCGAGUGACCGUGCAGGUGGACAACAGUCUGGGGUCUGACAGCGCCGUCCUGUACUUACAUGUAACUUGUCCCCUGGAGCAUGUACACCUGUCUCUUCCCUUUGUCACCACGAAGAACAAGGAGGUCAACGCAACCGCCGUGCUGUGGCCCAGCCAGGUGGGCACCCUGACUUACGUGUGGUGGUACGGGAACAACACGGAGCCCCUGAUCACCUUAGAGGGAAGCAUAGCAUUCAAGUUUACUUCUGAAGGGAUGAACACCAUCACAGUGCAGGUCUCAGCUGGGAAUGCCAUCCUGCAAGACACAAAGACCAUCGCGGUGUACGAGGAAUUCCGAUCUCUUCGCCUGUCCUUUUCUCCAAACCUGGACGAUUACAACCCGGACAUCCCUGAGUGGAGGAGAGACGUCAGCCGAGUCAUCAAAAAGGCCUUGGUGGAGGCCACCGGGGUUCCGGCCCAGCACAUCUUGGUGGCAGUGCUGCCUGGCCUGCCCACCGCUGCCGAGCUCUUUGUCUUACCCCAUCAGGACCCCACAGGAGAAAACAAAAGGUCAGCCGAGGACCUGGAGCAGAUAUCAGAACUGCUGAUUCACAAGCUCAACCAAAACUCGGUGCACUUUGAGCUGAAGCCGGGGGUCCAAGUCCUUGUCCACGCAGCCCACUUAACAGCAGCCCCGCUGGUGGACCUCACUCCAACCCACAGCGGCUCCGCCAUGCUGAUGCUGCUGUCCGUGGUGUUUGUGGGGCUGGCGGUGUUCGUCAUCUACAAGUUCAAAAGGAGAGUAGCUUUACCCUCCCCUCCCUCCCCUUCUACUCAACCCGGUGACUCAUCUCUCCGAUUGCAAAGAGCAAGACACGCCACUCCACCUUCAACGCCAAAGCGGGGAUCGACUGGGGCCCAGUUUGCCAUUUAAGGAAAACCCCCAAAGGCUACAGGCGACCUGCUGAUCAGGAAAGAAUUUCGCUCUUGUCAAGUGCAUCCUCUCCAUGACCACUAACUUUGUGUUUUGUUUUGUUUUUUUUCCCCCCUUUGUUGUUCUGUUUCCUAUCUUGCCAGGAAGUAUUUCCAUAGUUGCUGAGAAUCAAAGCACAAAAGAAAUCCCUACCUAUGUAAAUGUUUGACUGGAGGACGCCAGUAAAAACAAAAACAAACAAAUAAAAUAAAAACAAUCAAAAUCCCAACAGACAAACAAACACUCACUGCAUCGGGACUUUUUAAUUCUUCAGACACAACAAGGGUUUUUAGCUUUAAGCCUGUGCAUGUGGACAGUACCUUGAGAACAUGCUUGGAGGGGCAGUGUACAGGUGCUCUAUUUUAAUGGAAAAAACACUCCCCUCCCCCUUUCUUCUUCUCUCUCUCUUUUUCUGAUCGGUCGUGUUUGUAGAAAAUUCCUAACAUAUAUAGGCCAAGGAAAUCUGCAUGUAUUUUUGGAAAUAUUCUUGGCUCUAGAUUUAACAGCUCUUUUAGCACUAUAGGCUGAUGGGUGGAUUAGCCACCCCGGCUCUUUUCACAAGACACAAAGACAUGCACAGGAGUUCAAAACCCUGAGCUGUUUCUCUGUUCCACUUUCCUGGUUGCUAUUUUCCCCGUCUCAGUUAUCUUGGGGAGCUCUGUUGGCUGGCAGUGGUCACAAGGUGGCCUUCUCCAUUCUGAGUGGCCGUAGGGACAAAGAAGCAACUGCAGGUUCCAUGGAUGCAGGCAGAAUAGGGAAGGAAGGAAGGAAAGAAAGAAGGCAGGGGGCAAGCGUGUCAAAAGUGGACCUGGGUUUCCCGUUCCCCCUUCCAAUCAUGACGACUUCUCCUCUAGCUUUCCCGACUCCUGACCUGUGUAGGAAACAGGAUCCCAGCUAGCCACGUUCUGACCUUCCCAUUCGUCUGCUCUCCAUGUGUGGUCCCGACCUGUCAAUGCCUUUGUAUCUCUUCCUUCCAGUCCCCAACUUAUCCUACAACAGCUCCUGCCUUUUCUUCCCAAACACUUUGCUAGAUUCUGGACUCUCAUCCUGAUGUUCCUUAAAAACUGACCUCGCCCCUGCCAACCCUGCCUCCACCACCCAAAGUUUCUGAUCUCUGUGUCAGCUUUGCACAUGCCCACGCAUGCAGCCUCCAUAUACAUCCUGCCCUGCAGGGGUCAGCUUCACAUUUUUUUUUGUUUUGUUUUUUUGUCUCCUCCUGUAGAACCUGUCUUUUCUAAAUACCCUCGCCUUUCCCCACCUGGAAACACAUAAUGUGUAUGAAAGAGUUGAGAUAUGCAAAGCAAUUCAAACCUGUCCCAUGUACCUUAGAAAAGAAAGUGUAUGACUGAAUGGUGGUUUUUCCUCACAGCUUAACAAAUAUCUCCUGCAGUCAGAUUCCAGAAGAUUCUUGUGAGAAAUGUUCUGCAUGUGUUACUGUGUGGCAGGGCAAUUUCGUCCUGUGAUGGUUGCUAUUACCCAGUAUUUCUUCUCUUACAGUAGAGUGAAAUUAUUUGUAAAAUAAAACCGAUGUUAAGCAGAAGAAGAACCUAGUUAAUGGAUUUAAUGUUUAAGAGUGUCAAAAAGUCUAAGAAUAUAUGGAGGUCUUGUCAUAUUGGGAUGGGAUUGUGAUUAUGUAGGAUGACCCUAGACUUCUUACAUGUGUGCUCUCUGCCCGGUGAGUCUCAUAGUAUCAGCAAAGGACAAUUUAAUAAGCGUAAAGGGGUGGAGUUAACAGACUCAAGCAGAUUGGCUCAAAGCAGGAAGGAAUCACCGUUCUCCAAGGGCCAUCAGGAAAGAAGGUCCAGAGAGAGUGGGAAACAAAAGUAUGUCCAACAGCAGCCCUUUAAGUAUUAUGGAUUGGAUAGAGCCCGCUCUAAAAUAUAAGAGAAAGGACAAUGGCAGUAUCCUAGAGAUCCUGAUGACCCCUGCCUUUGUGUAGCUCAAGUAGAGAAGAGUAGCAAAGCUUCACUCAGAAGUUAAUCAAGCAGAAGAGUUUAUGGUUGAAGAUGCUUGGUAUGAAUCUGGGAAACAGAUUAUGCCUGAGGCUGCCAUCUAUUUGUAGAACUCAAUUGAUCCCCACCAACCUGCCAGGCUUCCUAUCCCAUAGGAAAUAUCUUCAUUGAUCCUCUUCGGUUGGAGCCUCCCAAAUUUAAUCUGGAAGACAGUGUUUGGAAACCAAACGAGGCUCAUUCACAACAGAACAGGGCGUCAUCAGAGUUGCAAUUCAAUUAAUUUUAAUUGGAAAACUAUGAAAAAAGGAGUAAUACUCAAUCUAGCACAGUGCCUUGCUUAGAACAGGUAUUAAGAAAAUUAUAUGUUGCAAGAAUAAAUGAAUACACGAGAAGACAUAGGGAAGAAUGGGCUUGUAAGUCCUCAUCUAACAGAGGUGGAGAUGAGAUGCCUGGCAUUUUGGAAAGUGAUCACAGAUGGCCAGUUCUAGGUUCAGCAUCUCCAAGGUCCUCAUGUUCCUCUCCUUAGAGCUCUCUCCCACCUACAGGAGACUGGUGAGCAAAGUAUAUUGCUCAGAGGGGAUCUUAUGGUUCAUAUGGUCUAGCUCCAUGGUUCUCAAAGUGUCAUACACAGAGACCAGCAGUAUCAGUGUCACAUCAGACUUGUUAGAAAUGCAGAUUUUAUGUCCCCUUAACCUCAGAUUUACUGAAUUAGAAACUGCAGAGUUGGGGCCCAGAAGACUGUUUUUACAAGCUCUUCAAGUGGUUCUGAAAUACACUAAAGUUUGAGAACCAUCGUGGGAGGCCACACCAGCUCAAUCCCAAAGAGAAGGCAGUGAUGAGAGCCUACCAAUGGGAGGGACCCAAGUGCCUACCUACUCACUAACAGCAGGUACAAACAUAUUGAGGAGUUUGGUGGGCUCAAGGCCAGAGGAAUGGGUAGGGAGGGAUGGGUGGGAAAGGUAAGAUUCAGGGCAAACUGCAAAUCUUAUAUUGAAGCAUUUUCCCAAAUCCCAGAGGGCAAACUGCGCAUGCUCCACUCUGAACUACCCAACCAACCUUUCCUCCUUUGCCUUAUUUUUAAUUGGAUUCACUCUCCAAAAUGCAGAGUUUGCUUUGCUUUUUUUCAGAAGUUCCAAACAGCAACUUUGAGAGCAAUGGGGUGCUUGGCAGCUGUUCUGUGUUUUCCAGGAUUCCAACUGAGCAUUGAAAUUCCCUCAUUUGCCAACUUAUUUUUAUAGGAAGCCAAUU